Molecule: messenger RNA, 788 nt
Organism: Eruca vesicaria subsp. sativa (arugula)
Lineage: Eukaryota; Viridiplantae; Streptophyta; Magnoliopsida; Brassicales; Brassicaceae
Source: the annotation of a GenBank genome assembly
ACCCACCAAGUUUCUGAAGCUCUUCGGUUCAUGAGGGCUCGAGAGAUGGAAAUAAGCGAGAGCUCAGUAAAUAAUUAUAAACAAAAUCCAGAUACCAAACCCGAAGGAGAUGUGUUGGAGGCACGGAGAACCAGAGGAGCAUCACGGAGGAGUAAUAGAAGAGUGAGUGUGUUUGAUUUAGAAGCUGAGGAGACAAAAGGGUUUAUAGAUUUAGGUUUUGUCUUCACAGAAGAAGACUUGAACUCGGAGUUGUCGGAGAUUCUUCCCGGACUGCGGACGUUUCUCCACCGGGAAGAACAGAGUAAGAAAGAUUCGUCGGUUCCCAGACCAUACUUGUCGGAAGCAUGGGAGUUUCACAGUGAUAAAUGGAGUGGAAGAUCAGAGAAGGUUUCAAUGGAUAUAGAUUUGAGAAUGGCUAAGUUAUGUGGUGACAGGUACAUGAAAGAUAGUCUUAAAUGGUGGGCUCGUUCUGUAGCUUCUAAUCUCAAAUGAGAUCCAAUCUUAUUUUACCUUUUUUUUUUUUUGAACACACCAAUCUUAUUUUACUUAUUCUUCAUUAAUCUUUGGUAGUCUCUAUUAAUCUUUAUUAUUACUAUUGUUUUGAGUUUUCUAUAUAGAAAUUUCUAGAUUAGUCUUUUGAGAUGUUGAGCCCAAAAAAAAAUUGAUUUAACGCACAAGACCAACUUGUGGUUAAUCUCUCUAUUAGAAUACAUGUUGGUUUAAGAUGCAAGAAUGUAAAACAAACACUUUUUGGUCAAGAAAACAAUGUGAUAUAUUAUUGGAGACGA